Messenger RNA from Neodiprion virginianus, 3495 nucleotides. RefSeq names its product transcription initiation factor TFIID subunit 3 (gene Taf3). NCBI's taxonomy places the organism in Eukaryota, Metazoa, Arthropoda, Insecta, Hymenoptera, Diprionidae. Bases 355 to 3261 code for a protein of 968 amino acids. Gene Ontology annotation, cellular component: transcription factor TFIID complex. Gene Ontology annotation, molecular function: protein heterodimerization activity. The record is from RefSeq and is a predicted model, not a curated record. The transcript has 10 exons.
AGUCCUGUAAGUUUCGCGGAAAGAGGAACGACUGGGAAUGAUUUCAUAUAUAAUAGAUAGUCUAUGGCUUGGCAAUAGCCACCAGGAAUAGUAGAAGUCUAUGGUUGACUGCUUGCCAAGACUAGAAAUGGUGGCGAGGCGAGUGUUCCGGAGUGCGUUACGCUGUUCUUUUUGUCGUAUUUUUGGCAGGUUAAUGUAUUACGUUUGUGAAUAAUUGUGCAAAACAAUGCCGAGAACUAAGUCUAGGCGAAUUUCUGUGAUGUCAACGUAAAAAUCCAAGUCCCUCAACGGCGGAUAAAGUUUUAUCAGGUCAUCAGUGUUGUCCUAUGAGUAAAAUUUUUGAAUAUUGUAAAAAUGGCAGCAGAAUACAGUAGAAACGUAUUAAGAGUAGUGGUGGCUCAAAUAUGCCAAACGAUCGGAUGGCACUCAAUAAAUUCUACGCCGCUGGAAUUCUUGGUCGAUCUCAUGCAAGAGUACCUAACGAGGACAUCUAAAUUGACUCACCAAUAUGCCGAAGUCUUGGGAAAAACGGAACCGAACCUCGAUGAUCUUGGAUUAGCCUUUCAGCACAUGAAUAUAGACAUUCAAGAACUAGCAGAAUACGUUAAAAAUGUUGAUUCAGUCCCAUGUGCCAUCGAGGUACCUAAAUUUCCUGUACCUCGCGAAAGUCAUAUGAAUUUUUUGAAGCCAGGAAGCAGAGAGGUCGUUACUAGGCCUGUUCAUGUUCACGAACACUUGCCAGCUAUGUACCCUGACACAGAAGAUGAAUAUCCUCCAACUAAAUCUGAAAACCCAUCUGAAACAACUCCAGAAGUAACGCCUUUAAACGGCUCUCCACCUGACGGAUCGGCGAACAUAUCGCCACAAAGUACAUCGCCACAAGUGGUUUUCAAACGCCCUGGAGAUCCAGUGUCUCUUGAAAGUCCAAUAGCUAAGCGACCAAGAGUAGUCGAGGAAGGUAGACCACUGCGUGAGAUUCAUAGUGUGAUGAUGACUACUUCAGGGUUUUUGUCCCCUGCCAGGGAGGGGAAACUUCCCGAAGCUCGAACACCUCAACAAGCUCGAUCAGACUCUCCGUCGCCAAGCUCGUAUCCAAUGGUUCCCCCUGAAUUGAAUUCCGACAAAAAGCCAAAGAAAAUUGUGAAUAAAAAGAAUGGAGAAGAUAGGAAACUUGAUAAAGAAAAUAAGAAGAAGGACAGAGCGAAGGAGCUCUUUAAACCAGAUAAAAUUGAUGAUAGUAAAGUUAAAAAAUUAGCUGGCAUGAAGGAACUUGCCAAAUUGAAAGCCCUAAAGCCAGGUGGUGGCAAGAGCCAAACAGGGAUAGCUGGUCCUUCAGCAAGGCCUUCAACACCUAAACUUUCACCUCCAAAACCUGCCGGGAGUCCGAAGCCUCCUAAAGUAGUGCAGCCAAAAAUGAAGCUAGAAAAAUCUGAACCAACGAACAGUAGUUUGGUGCAAGAAAGGAAAGAAGAGAAGGUAGACAAGUUACCGUCCGAGCCCGACAAACAGAAGCUCAAUAUUUUCAAGAAAAUCUCAAAGCCCCGGGACGAUAAAGAAAAGGAUACUCCGGAGAAUAAACACAAGGAUUUGGACUCGCGUGAAAGUUCGCCAGGUUUGAUAAUCGACGAGAAUAUCGAGAAGCUGAACAGAAAAAUUGACGCAGAGGUGAAAACUGAGGAGAAGAAGACACCCCAUACACCCGAUGUACAUGUACAACCUGAUUCCGGGGAUCCAACUGGUCUUCAAAGCCCAUCCUCUGACAUCUACAUGUUCGAUGAUAUGUCGCCACCAGGCACUCCUAGUACGCCUAAAACUCCAGAACUUAACGUACCUGUGGUUAUAGAUCAGAAAAAGAAACGGAAAGAGAAAGGAAAAAAGAAGGAAACCAAAUUAAAAAGUCCCAAGCAAUGCAUUAGUCCCAAAAAGAUCAAAAUGUCAAACGAUUUGGUGGAGCCAGAUACACCGGAGAGGCCAAAGACUCCGCAGGCACCAGAACCGCCACUUAGAGAAUUAGGACUGCCUCCGACAAUGCCGUUUCCAUUCUUUCCAACUUUUCCACCAGCUCCUGGUCUCAUUCCGCCUCCCAUUGGUCACCCAUUGUUUCCAAGGUUUCCUCUUCCACUGAGCAGAGGGGUGCCGCAUCCUGCAAUGCCUAAUUUACCAUUGCCCCCAAGAUUCGUUGGACUGAACACUAAAGUAGACGACUUUCCACCUCCAAAAUCUAAGCCUUCUGAACGGGAGAAACCGCUUCCUAUACCAGCGGUGCCCAGCUUACCUAUCCCACCAGCAAAACCCGAAAAAGUGGAAAAAGAGAAACCCGAGAAGAUCCCGAAAAUCUCUAAACAUGACAAGGAGUUUGUGGCGCAACCCAUCACCCCAACCCUGCAACCUUCGAAUUUAGUUUUACCAGUAAUAAAUAAUAAUUUUGUGACCAAUUCCUCUUUGCUCACACCAAAGAGCCCGAAAGUUGAUAAAAUUGACAAGAAAUUGAAAGAGCACAAAAAAGAGAAGAAAGAUAAGCUGAAAAAGAAGAAAGAGAAGAAGGAAAAACAUAAAGAGAAGGGAGAGAAAAAUAAGGAGAAAAAAGAAAAGGGCGAGAAAAAGGAAAAAGCUGAGAAGAUUAAGGAAAAGCGAGAAAAGAAAGAAAAACGCAAAGACAAAGACAAAGAGGAUAAAGCCGAAGGUGUGCCUAAAAUCACGUUGAAACUUGGUCCAGCGUCUCCUAGACCACCAACACCUGAUACGACACCUUUGACGAAAAUAACGAUAAAACCACUGCUUAAGAAACCUGACGACGAAGUUAAACGCGAGCCGAGUCCUGAAUUGGCUAAGAUAUCAGCGUUAAUAACUAGGCCACCGAAGCAGAAGUCAACAAGUAAGAGAAUGGAGGAUGGGCUUUUAGACGUCAGCCCUACCUUUUCUUCUGAUAUCAAUGUUACGGCCCAUAUUUCCUCAACUCCAACACCUCGGGCUAAAAAAUCCCUAUUCAAAACACUUCCGCCCAGAGAAUCUUCAGUUUUAUCCUAUUCCAAAACACCCGAUAUUCCAAGCCCUAUGUUACUUCAGCAGCAAGCAUCGUUUUACUUCGUAAGAUCAAGAGGGAAGACAAGUAUGGAUAUGUCCUGCUUGUGGAAACCAGGACGAUGGUACUCCUAUGAUUGGAUGCGACGAUUGCGACGCUUGGUAUCAUUGGGUUUGCGUAGGUAUGCAAGUACCGCCUGCAAAGAACGAGGAUUGGUAUUGCCGUUUGUGCAUAGCUAAAAAGCAAGAGCUUCAUCAUGACAAGAAGAAAAAGAAGCGUAAGAAAAAGGUGAAGGUGACUGCCUAGUAUAAGCUAACCGGGCCUGGUGCAAGGCCCGGUUUACCCAGCCAAUCUACAGCUAAGGUGAAGCUAAAGGGUGGCAACAAAAUUAGCAUGAAAGGGGUUGGUAUGAAGGGAAAAAAGGUGUCCAAGAAGGAACUCAAAGUACAGAUGAAAGGGUUUAAAACAAAAAC